This is a messenger RNA of Coregonus clupeaformis (lake whitefish), 2024 nucleotides long. Its product is annotated as mitochondrial basic amino acids transporter. Gene Ontology annotation, molecular function: high-affinity L-arginine transmembrane transporter activity. The record is from RefSeq and is a predicted model, not a curated record. Gene Ontology annotation, cellular component: mitochondrion. NCBI's taxonomy places the organism in Eukaryota, Metazoa, Chordata, Actinopteri, Salmoniformes, Salmonidae. Gene Ontology annotation, biological process: mitochondrial L-ornithine transmembrane transport. The transcript has 3 exons. The coding region runs from base 702 to 1601 and encodes 299 amino acids.
AGUUUAACAAGUGACGUCAAUAAGGGAUCAUAGCUUUCACCUGGUCAGUCUAUGUUUUGUACACUCAGUGUAUCGGCAGGUGUUCUUCUGUGUUUGUUUUUCCGUUUCACAUUUUAGGGGUUUGCAUUUUUGAAUGCUAUGGAUCCCCCUGUAAACAAGAUGCUACUUCCAACCUGCUGGUAAAAUGAUUUUUUUUUCCCAAGGCAGCGGGCAAGGUAUUUUUUUAAAGAACAUGCAUUUUGUUACUUUAAGGUAAUUUCUAGUAAAGUUAUACCAGUCAUGGCAUAAAGUUCUCAUUAUUUAGCCUCAAAAUAGCCUUUCUCAUGCAGUUUAUUUUAUAUAGCUGUGGAAACUAAUAAUCAGUAGGUUUAAUUGUUUUAAAGAUACAAUUUACGAGGCUUGUACUGAAAUGUUUAUCUUCUCAUACGAUUAGUCUUCUAAGAGCAGUAAUUUGCAGACACUAAAUCUUCAAAUAUUUUUGCUGUGUACUCUUAAUAAUUUCUAAGCAUACAAGUUAUAACACAUGUAUCAUGAUAUUUGUACAUGAUAUUUUGACAAUUGAGUCAGAACUUUAUAUAUAUAUUUUUUUGUGUUCAUAAUCGUUUUUUAUAUUAAUACAGUUGUGGAGAGAGGGACACUGUUGGUUUUAUCCCUGAAUGGGGAGGGCUGUCUUUAACAGCAUAAGUGUCACUGUGUUGUAGAUGAGGGAUAUACAACCUCUGCACGGAUGUGUGACCUGGCUAGUACGACUCCAAGUUCAGAGUGUGGACAGACCUCUGUACCGCGGCACGUAUCACUGCUUCCAGUCUAUCGUACGGCAAGAGUCGAUGACGGGGCUGUACAAAGGCAUUGGCUCCCCCAUGAUGGGCCUGACCUUCAUCAAUGCCAUCGUGUUCGGUGUCCAGGGCAACGCCAUGCGCAGGCUGGGCCACGACACGCCGCUCAACCAGUUCCUGGCUGGGGCGUCGGCGGGCGCGUUGCAGAGUGUCAUUUGCUGCCCCAUGGAGCUGGCCAAGACGCGCAUGCAGCUGCAGGGGUUGGGUGAGCGGAAGUCCAAGCAGAAGCUGUACAAGAACUCGCUGGACUGCCUGGUGCGCAUCUACCGGAAGGAGGGCUUCCGCGGUAUCAACCGGGGUAUGGUGACCACGCUGGUCCGCGAGACACCGGGUUUCGGGAUCUACUUCCUGACCUACGACGUCCUGACGCGCUCCCUGGGCUGCGAACCCGACGACCCCUACAUGAUCCUCAAGUUGCUGUUCGCCGGCGGCAUGUCGGGCAUCGCCUCGUGGAUCUCCACCUACCCCGUGGACGUCAUAAAGUCCCGGCUCCAGGCGGACGGCGUGGGCGGCCAGAACAAGUACAACGGCGUCGCGGACUGCGUGCGUCAGAGCUUGAAGCGGGAGGGCUGGCGGGUGUUCACGCACGGCCUCACCUCCACGCUGCUCCGGGCGUUCCCCGUCAACGCCACCACCUUUGCCACUGUGACUCUGUUCCUCAUGUACAUGCGAGACGAUGAGGUCGCCGUCAAAGACUGUGAGCCCCAGCCCGCCCACUCCUCGCUCACUGUGAGCCCACAGCAGGCCCAGCCCUCAAGCCUGUGAACGGUGGAAGACUGUGUUUCUGCUCUGGUGACCCUUUAUUGGAUUGGAAGUGGUCCCACAAUGCACCAGCUAAUAAGCUGAUGUGACUUGACCACUCAACGUUAGCGUCACGACGAAGGCUAUUUUUACAAGAUGUAUGUCUGUCUGUCUGUUCAGAUGGUAAACCGCGCUUUUAAAUACUUGUCCCUUUUUGACCCCUGGUUUUGUACAGAGCAGCCUUUUUUUAUAUAUAAUUGUUGAGUUUUUUUGUGAACUAAUUGGUCACUCGUGGGAGAAAGCAAUCAGUGAAAAAGCACUAAAAUGGCUGACCUGGUCAUUCUUAGUCAUCCCUUGUAUAUGUGUGCACAGCUGAGUGUGUAUAUAUAUAUGUAUGUCUGAAGGGCUCAAGGUAAUGACUGGAGCGGAUUCCGUGGAAUGGUAUCA